AUCUUUACUGUACCCAGCGCUAGCUAUAUGCGCCCCGCACCGCACCACUCUGGAUAUCUGGGAAUAAUCAACUUCCAGGCUGUCGCACCCUGCACCCAAAGACCGCUCACAGAUUCCACAGGAGAUUACCCAGAGUGCCGCUGGCCUGAGGCUCGCCAAGAAGAGCGAGGGAGCGAGAGGACGAGGAGCACGCCCAGCAGUGAUUUGCGGAGGAGGAGGUGGAGUCUCAGGAAGAGCCCCUCCUCCCUCUACUGAAGCCCCGCCCCCUCUGAGGAAGUGCACUUGAGUGCCGCUGCUGUCUGUGAUGCCCUCCCAUGACGCCCAGGUCGGUAGCUGACACUGCCAGUGAGCGGGAGACGCUACUGCACACCCGGUCCUGGGCCGGCACCGUCAGCCGGUUCUCGCCCUCCAUCUUGCACACUGGAGACUCAAGCUCCCCCCGCCUACCAGUAUCCACAACCAUCAGCUCUGACCCACUACAAUAAGGUCCGCUCAAAACCAGACGCGCUGACGUCUUCGGCCAGCACCAGCAGCAGCAGCAACAGCCAAAAACAACAGUAUCUCCAACGCAAUCAGCAACACCAGCACCACCAUAACCACCAGCAGCAGCAGCAGCAGCAGCCAUCAUGUCCAGUCGUAGAAAGUCGUCCACCCCCUGCAUGGUCCGGGUCAUCAGCAACCUGCCAGAACAGAAAGAAGACCCUGAGGAGGUGAUGGACAUGGACAUAUUGACAGACACCAAUGAGACAGAACAAGACAGGAUAAAAUCACCUGAAUCUGCAGAGAAGAGUCCAGCUCUUCAGCAGGAGAAUCCAGACCAGCAGACACUUCCAAAACCACUGGAAAACCAGAAUUCUGAGCCGCCAGAACAAGAGGAGCAGUUGGGUAAAGAAAACCAACUCCCUGUCAUCGAAGAUGUGGAACCCAGAGAGGACAAGGACAGGGAGGAAAUGGAAUCUGACCCCGCGUCCCAGCAGAAGCAUCCCAGAGGGUAUGAGUGCAAAUACUGCCCGUUUUCAACGCAGAACCUGAAUGACUUUAAAGAGCAUGUGGACUCAAGCCACCCCAACGUCAUUCUGAAUCCGUUGUACCUCUGUGCCGUCUGUAACUUCAACACCAAGAAGUUUGACUCACUCACAGAGCACAAUGAGAGUCAGCACCCAGGGGAGACUAACUUCAAGUUCAAGAGGAUAAAAAACAACAAUCAGACGAUCUUAGAGCAGACAAUCGAAGGCAAGGACAAUUCAGCUGAAUGUGAGGAGACAGAAGAGCAGGGUCAGAGCAGUUCUGUGGUUCCACCCUGCAUAUCUACCACAGUGAAAAGCCCAGACAAUAUCCAGUCAUUCUAUCAAGGGAGCGAACUGAAAACCCAGCUGGACGGCCUGAUCCAGAAGGAUCAAAUCACCGCCGUUAACAUCAACGGAACAGUCAUCAUCCCUGAACCCACCAUCCUGCAAGGGCUCUCCCAUGUCACCCCCAUGCUCCAGCGUCCGCCCAACUUUAACUCUGUACCAAAAAUAGCUGUUCCCUUGAACACCACCAAAUAUAACCCUUCUUUAGACGACAACUUGACGUUGAUCACAUCCUUCAACAAGUUUCCUUACCCGACACAUGCAGAGCUGUCCUGGCUGACAGCUGCCUCCAAACACCCGGAGGAACAGAUCAAAGUCUGGUUCACCACCCAGCGGCUGAAGCAAGGAAUCACCUGGUCCCCGGAGGAGGUGGAAGAAGCCAGAAAGAAGAUGUUCAACGGCUCCAUCCCUCCUGCGCAUCACACAUUCACCGUCCUGCCUACGAGCCCCACGUCUCAGCGGUCUGCCAAAUUCUCCAAGCAGCAAGUUGUCCACACUACAGUCGGACAUUUAAGUCACGUACGGACAACUUCUAUGAACGGAUUUGGUGUGAACUCCACCAUACACUCUCCCGCCGCAGUUAAACGAACACACCUGACGACAGUUUAUGGCCCUGAGUCCAAGAGGCCAAUCAUGGCUGUUGCCCCUCAUUCUGGUGACCCUAACGACAAGAUCCUCAUGGCCCCUCCUCCACCUCCCCCUCCGCAGAAAGACCGCCUCCCAAUGGCUCCACCUCCUGUUCCAAUGGAGAUGAAGAGACCUGUAGCAGUUCCUUUGGUCACCACAGAGAUGAAGAGGCCAUCCGCUACUGUGCCUUUAAUGCCACCGCCAUCAUCAUUGUCGUCACCAUCCUCUUUGUCCAAAGGGAAGACAAUCUCUACGUUAGGAAUCCCCAAAACAAAACCUUUGGUGUCCAUACCCUCUCUAGUAUUUCCAGAGUCUUUAACUAGGCCAACUUUAGUUCCCCCACCUAUAUUUGCCCCUCGGUUUACAAACUCGUUACUUCUUCCUUUGAGUUCAGCCAUCCCCUCCAAAGAAAUACACCAGAGUCCCCAUGCUAUGCCAGCUGCUGAUUCAAAGCUGCCCAACUCCCCUCCUCUUAACACCCCACAGAUAAGGAGGCCCACCAUCAUCCAGUCCAUUCGGGCCCCAGCUAAAUCCCCGUCACAGAUUCCCGGUUUCCAUUUGGAUAGCAAGAAACUUAAGGAGCAGCAAGGAGUAGAGUUGAAAGCCAGCUACCCCAGAGGAAACAGGGUCCUCACUCCUCUGGCGGAGGCCAACGGGACGUCUCGUGUGGACGGCAGAUGGUCCCACAGUCAAAUCUCCCCUGCUCCCAACAAUGGGGUCAUUCACCUUGACAUCGCAGACCAGCAAGCAGCGUCAAAACUAGAUUUCCAUCAAAAGUCGUCUGUUCUGACCCAAUUUCCUUUACUGGAGAGGAUGAAAGGAAAGACAGCGGAGCAGCUUAAGGUCUUGGAGGAGAACUUUUUGAGGAACAGUUUUCCAACGCAUAGCGAUGUGGGCAAUCUGGCGACCACCACCCUCCUGUCCCACCAGGAAAUCGACAGCUGGUUUGUGGAGCGCCGUGCGCUACGAGACAACCUUGAACAAGCCCUUCUCAACUCCAUGGGCACGAAGAGGAUGGGCCCCGGUGGCAUUCCUGCCAUAACUAAGAAACGACUUCAUCAGCAGCAACAGACUCUACAGCUGAACGGGGUUCAUAAACCAAGCAUCGCUGUGGGCCAUCUUAAGAGCUUGAUUCCAACCUCCCACUCUCUGCCCAUCAUUGCUCCCGGCGCCAUCGCUCCCUCCAUUCCCAACCAGAACUCAUGCUUAGUGCCUCCUGAUAGCCGAUCUCUGGCACUCCUCAAGGACGAUUUUGCUCAAACACGGUGGCCUUCCCCUGAGGAGAUCAGCCAGCUGGAGGGUCGGACAGGAUCAGCUCGCACAGAGCUCGCUCGCUGGUUCAAUGACAGCCGGUUGCAGAACAGCAACAUGGAGCUGACAGAACUUUUUCACAACAAUGGCGUCAAUGGAGGACAGGUGCAACCUGUGUGCUCACCUGAAAAUGCCCCUCCCAGCAUCAUCCAGCGUUUUCAGGAAGGAGCGCCAACAAACAACAACAACAACAGCAGCAGUAAGGUGUUGGAGGUGGAGCUGGGAUGGAUAAUGGAGCAACGCGCUCUCAGCGGUCAACAACAUAAUGAGCUCCACGACCGGUUUACUGGCAGGCUGAGGCAGCAGACCGCGGCGGAGCUGAAGAACGGGGGACAGAACGGCGGAGUAGGGGGAGGAGCGCGGGACAUGUUUGGAAGCUGGUUGGAGGACGGACACCUGAGGAGAGGACGGGAGCUGCUCCUGGACCGGGAGAGGAAGAUGUCCGAGGACUCGUCUGGGAGGCUGACUGGAUAAACGGUGCGAACAGGAUGUGCCGCCAUCGCCGCCCCUGCUGCUGGAGGAGAGAAAAAAUGAGGUGGACGAGAACGGAGAAUCGAAAAGAAGAGUUUUUUUUAACAAUCAGAUUUUUUUUUUUCUUUGUUUUUUUUUACCGAUUUUUAUCUCUUGAUUGUCGCAGCCCGCCUCACGCACAGCAUCCUCCUCCUCCGUCCUGUAAUCUCGUCAGCGCCGCGACCUGAAGCGACCCGUCCACAGAUGUGAGGCUCGCCACGAGAAUAUGAGUUCAAACGAGAGCGAGGCUCGCAAAUUAAAAUCAGGAGAGAGAAAGGAGACGACCAGGCUCACGAUCCAUGAAGAUAAUUUCAAUUCCUCUCCUCAUUUCCCCUUUUUUUAUCCUCUCGGUUCAGUUCAGCAACAGAAGAAGAAAUCUUCACCUCACGUUUGACGUUUGACGAGAGACGAGAACACAAACAGAGAUGCAGCUGGAAGCUGAAGAUUUCUGUAAAUGAUGUAAAAGACGGGUAUCAGAGGGUCUUAAAGUCUCAAACUCUCCUUUACAGGUCGUUUAGUUGCAUCUCAACCAAACACUAAAAGUGUUCAUUCAAUGUCACAAAAAAUUAUAUAUUUAAAAUAUUUCUACUUCCUGUUUUCUCUGCAGACAUCGUAGAAACACAAACGAUAAAAGUAAAAAUACAUCAACCCUUUAAAGGAAGAAUGUACAACAUUUUACACAUAAAUAUAGAAAUCCAGUCUAUCCUGUGUAAAUGUGUCUCUGAGUCGUGUUUACAUGGACGUCCGGCUCCUCCCCUUGUGUAUAAAAGCUGUUUUAGUCAAGGACUAGAGAGAAGAAGAAGAACAUACUCACUGAGUAUUUGGAUGUUAGUAAGAGUUUUUAGAUCACGGUCAUUCUGUGUAAACAUGCAAUGUGAAGCUACGAGCUAACUAAAGAGCGCUGACAUUAGCAUGCUAACAUAACAAUGCAGGACACGGGUAAUUGCAGGACAAUUUUGUCCGCUACUUCUGCUAAAGUCCAUCGUGCAAAAACAAGUGGAGGGGGGUUGGAGGUGUAUUGUUGGAAUAGAGCGGAGGCUUCAGUAUGGAGUGGGGUGGCCAACCAGCAGUUUGUUUUGGCUUCAUGAUAGUGCUCAAGGGCGACACUUAAAAACUGCGGCGCAGUUACUGCCAACUCGCAGCAGACGCUACUGGAUCCAAGAGUCGCACAUUCUUUCUUUAAAAUCUUUUCUCUUUACAAUCAAUUGGAUUAGAUCCCUUUUUGUUCAAAGGGAGGCCUUAACCGCCCCUAAAAAUCUUGUUCUGUCCAGCUGUUCUUAUGCUGUUUAUAAACGGUGCAGAAUAAAACGUACAGAAAUCAGCACAGUUUUUACGCUUCUCUGUCAUGUAAAAGUUGGUUGCAGGGAGAAACAAACCUUUUUUUUUUUUUUUUUAAAGGUCUUUAAACUGAGUCAAAGUUUGCGCCACCUGUGAUCUCGGAUGAAAAUGCAGUUUUCUAUAAAUGAGUUUAAAAACUUAAAAACCCUUUAAAGGAGAAAGUUCACGCUGCAGCCGAGGUUCUUCCCCUUUAAGAGAUUUGAUUUAUUCUCAAAGCUUCCCUUUUAAAACAUCAAACUUCUCCUGAUGAUCGUGUUUGUCCGAACGUUUGUUUCGUUAAACUUUCCCUUGAAGAAGUUUCACUUUAAGAUCCUGAAAACUGAACUUCUCCUUUAAGUCUCUCGCUCUCUCGCGCUCUCCCUCUCUCUCUCGUGAGACGGGGAUUAGCAGGUUGUGAACUCUGACGGUCGGAUGUUUGCGGCUGAGGUGAUGCUGUGCGUGACCUGUGUUGCCGUGGAGACAGAGAAGGAGGGGUGAACCGGAGCACUGAAUGUGUGCCUGCAGCAGCGAUCUUGACUGUACACAGAAACAAACCGACAGAAAGACAGACGGAUUUAAAACAAACAAACAAACAAGAAAUAAAAACAACAACAACAUCGCCGAGUGCCAAAGCUGGGAUCUGCUGCAUUCUCAAUACACUUUAAAAAAAGGGUUCUUCUUCUUCUUGUAAAUAGGAUCUAUUUGUUUGUUUGUUUGUUUGUUUGUUUUGUUUUUUCCUGUAUUGCUACAGAUUUGUAAGAUUUUGCGGAAACAGAAAUUUGUUACAUUUUGUAAAAUGGGAGCAUCUCGUCCACCCGAAGCCCCUCCUUUCGUUAAGUUUAUAACCCCCCCCUUUCCCUCGGUCCCCGUCACUCACUCUCUCUCUCUCUCUCUCUCUCUCUCUCUCUCUCUCUCUCUCUCUCUGUCUCUCAGCUCUUUUACAUUUUUAGUUUUUUGUUGAUGGACUUUGAAAACAAACGGUGCCAGCGUCGGUAUUCGUUUUUUUAAUUUAGUUUCGUUCUCCGUCUCUCUCUCUUUUUGUACUGAACAGUCGAACGACGACGACGACAAAAAACAGAACAAACAAAAAAAAAGACAGACCGGUUGGCAAUACUUCAGUCACUUCUUCUUCAUCUCACCGGCACUGGACUUCCGCCCGCCACCUCCCCGCUGAGAGGAGGAGGAGGAGGAGGAGGAGGAGGAGGAAGAGGGACUUCACAUCCAAUCAGAUUUUAAAAAACAAAACUCAAAAAAGCACCUUUGGACCUUUUUUCUUCUUUUUUUUACUGUGCUGAAGUGAAGUCAAGUGCUAUUAUGAUCUUAUUCUGACGAUUAUGAUAUUGUUAUUAUUAUUAUUAUUAUUAUUAUUAUUAUUAUUAAUAUUGUAGCCACUCUGUCUGGAACCCUUUUUGGAAGAAAACAAAGAAAAAAAAAAAAAAAAGAGAAACUUAAGCCAAUCUGCACUUCUUGUUCCGACGAACAUGCUUGUAUGACCAAGUGACUGUCGUGGAUUAUUUUUGUUUUUUGUUCAAAACCGAUAAGGAACAAACGACAACAACUAUGUGAAAAACAACAACAACAACAACAACACAAAGCAGUUGAAAAAAAACUGCCUAACAUGGCGGCAAAGCGCAGAAGGAUUCAACGGUAACGCUCACACACAACACACACUCUGACAGAAACAACACAAUCCAGAAAUCAUGCUGCCUGAAUCGUACUUUCAUCUCUCUUUCUCCCUCGCUCGCUCACUUUGUCCUUCCUAUUCUCUCCCUCUCUCUCUCUCUAUCUCUCCCUCGCUCACUCACUUUGUCCUUCUUCUUCUUCCCUUCCUCUCUCUCGUAUCUGUUGUUUCUUUUCUCCAUUCGCUGAUUGUUCUGUUUUACUUCCUUCUGUCUUUCUCUAUCUUUGUCCUCCUGCACAUCAUCAUACACACCUGUAAUAAAACAAAAACCUACAAAAAAAAAAAAGAUAAAUAGCCUUUUAUUCAAUACAUAAUUACAUGUUGGCUUGGUAGGCUUAGUCGAAACUAGUUCCAUUCCGACAGAAAAGAAUAAUAGUAAAAACAAAUAUGAGCUUCUUUAUGUAUUGCUUCUGCCGCCGUAGUGUCCUGGUCAGAUUUAAAGAUAAUACUACAUAUAUCUGAAAUACUGUAUUUACAAAUGCAUACCAGGGCUGGCCUCAACAAACAAACAACAACAUGGGGGGGGAGGGGGGGGUUGAAACUCCGUCCACGGCUGGUGUGAGUCUGUCGAUAUUGCUUAAAGUCUGCAUAUGUUGUUGAAACUCGUGGCGUUCAGCAUCGCUAAAAGUCCCCGCUGCACGUUGGAAGAGAAACGCAGCGUCGCUCGUGUUGUACGCACAGCCUUAGAAAGCUUCAGAGACUUAUUUUUGCAUCUGUAUCGUUUUCAGUGAAUCUUUUACAGGUGAAUGAUUGAAUGUAUUUGCUUUUUUAAGGAGUUCAGGAAAUGUUGUGGGUUCACUGUCUGAAUGUUUGAACGGGGGGAAGGACUUGAGCGCACCAAAAAGAUCUGUCAGAGGUCUUUAAUGUUUUAUAAGACUUUGACGGUUAUGUGGCGAAAAAGCGUCCAGCUGAUUUUCAGACAGCUGCAGAAAACAAACUUCUCCCUGUUGGAGAUUCGAUGAACUAACUCAAGUUUCAAGUUCCAAUCUCUAAAAUGUAAAAAAUGAGAUUCACAAUCGAACAAAGCGGCUGCUAGCAUCAAAUUAGCGAUCUCUAUUUUGAGUUUGACGUCCAUUUUAGUUUGAGCUCUUUCUCUGUGAACUGGUCUUGAAAAUGUUUUUAUAGUUUCAAUUUGUAAAACCUCUAAGUAUUGGCUGUGGAUGAUUUGCAUCCACAAAAACGCUCGUAUAGCGUUGGUGCUCGCUAACAGAGCUGCACUCUCACGUUGACGGAGCUCAGUUCUGCCAGCAUCACAUCUCUUUAAAUACUGCGGUGCAGUUACUGCCUUAUUUUUUCACUCUUACUUCCCGUGGCUGUUAGCGCCCCCGUUUGUAUAAUCUCAAUGAACAGGAAAGGGGCCAUUAUACCCCCCAAAGUAAUGCAAAAUGGCUCAUUAAAAUAUUCAGAAACAGCACCAAUGCACAGAGACGCUGUUUGCUCUGCAGCGCAGUUAGGGGAGCGUUUAACCCUUUCUGUGCGUUUUGUGAAUUUGAAUCUUUUUGACUCGUUUGCACAGAUUCGGCGGUCACAAUGGCCAUGUGUACAUCCACUUGACCUUUCUCGAAUAAAAUGUACAACUACUUCAUUGUUAGCCACUGUCCUGUUAGCAUCCUAGCUAACCAGUCCAGGACCUCGUAACUGCUCAUAAGCUAGCAGUUACACCUGAUCAGAGCCAGAAUGUUAAUAUUUCGCUUGUUAGCCAUAAUUUAUCAUCAACGCAGCCUGUUCACUUCCACUUCCAAGACAAACCUUGAAUGUCCGGUUACAGUUCUUGGAUAAACAUUUUAAUACAAACCUUCAGAUAUCUUCACGUCACUGAUCAGAAGUCUUUAGAUGUACUCUGCAAGCUCCGGUUUGGAGUCGUUUACAGAACGGCUGGUGUGCACGAGUCCUUCCUCUGUUUCUUUUAUUAAAGUCGCUCUGUUUCCUCGCUAUAUGAAAUAUAUCUUAUCGCGUGUGUCCUGGUUUUCCUAAAAAAGAUUAACAGCAAUCAGAUUUUCAUUCAGAGAUCUGACAGAUGAACUCAGCUAAGCAGCGACCGCUUUAAACAGGGAACUCUGUGAUUGAACCUCAAACUGCAGAAAACAUUUAACUUCAUAAACAAUCGUUUGUGCUAAAACCUGCAGCGUUGAGUGAUGAAAAUGAUUUGGUUUCAAAUUAUUUUAUUGAUCUGAUCUCUAAGAAGACAAUCUGGUGCCUUCAUCCGUCCUCUUAAAAGUCUUCAGUUUUUAAAUUGCACUUUGGCACUUCGAUUUGAAGGUUUAUCAUGGGAGACCGAAUGAAUGUUUCUCAAAAGUUGAACAAUGAUUUUAUUUUUAAACCCAGCACCUUCAAACUUACUAACUUAAGAAAUAAAAUAACCAAAAAGUGUCAAAGACAAACUUUCAGCAAUGAGAACCCUUGUGUUGUCGGUACAGACGGGGUUCAUGCGAGCUGAACAACAGCUGCAUCUCCAAAUCGACUCGUGAGUAAAAUCUUUUGCACAAUUACAAUCAUGAACAAACAUCCCGAAUUAAAAAAAAGGAACCAAAAGACAUCUUUCUUAGUGUCUGUGGUUUGAUUAGACACUUCAAGCUCUUCAAAAGGUUUCAAACAUCAACAGCAGGAUAAAAACAGACGAGUCAGGAGGCCUUCAUUCGGCCGCAUUUUGAUUAAAAGCGGCUUUUUUUUUCAGCUUUCUCUGAAGUCCGACGUGUUUCCCUUGAGAGCGGAGAGUAGAUUAAACCACGACUGAUAAAGACACAACAAAGAGACAAUCGUUCAGGAGGAGAGAAUUUAACCAUUCAGAGAUCCUGAAGCUUUUAGCGGCCUGCUGCGUCCGUCCGAGCUGUUACAGAGAGCGAGCUGGACUCUCAGAGCAGGAGGUCGAUUUGUGAUGACUUUUUAGGAGAACCAGGAGCACUUUGUGUCUUUAAAGAGGAGUUGAGGCCAGCCCUGCUUCAUAACUGAGGUUCUGCUUCUUCUACUACUGCUACUAUCAAACAACCAGCCCUGGGCGCAAAAACGGGCCUGAGCUCCGUUUCAAACCUAAAGGUGCGUUUCCGUUUUUAAACUCUUAUACCAGCAGGUUUGAAAGUCAAAACCAGAAGCUACGUUUUAAGUUCGGUUCCCAAAGUGACAAAGACGCUUCCCUUGAUCAGCUCAUGGCCCAGAUUGAGUCCGUUACCUCAGCUUGGACGCCCGGCUGAGAGCGUCUUUGUGGCUUUUUAACUUUACAAUAAAAAAGCCAUCGAUGUUUGUUUUUACGGUUUGAAGCGUGUCACAGCCCUGUUUCUGUCGCCCAGGUCAGCAAAACAAUCUGUUGAUGUCUGCUGUAUUUCAAUAAAACACAGCCUUUUUCAAAGGGUA
Labrus bergylta (ballan wrasse) is the source of this 10146-nucleotide messenger RNA. Its product is annotated as zinc fingers and homeoboxes protein 2. Gene Ontology annotation, biological process: regulation of transcription by RNA polymerase II. NCBI's taxonomy places the organism in Eukaryota, Metazoa, Chordata, Actinopteri, Labriformes, Labridae. Gene Ontology annotation, molecular function: DNA binding; DNA-binding transcription factor activity, RNA polymerase II-specific. The record is from RefSeq and is a predicted model, not a curated record. Gene Ontology annotation, cellular component: nucleus.